CAGUGAACCAGUGAAGAUGUGGAGGGGAGGAGGGUGAUACUAACUAUAUAGUGUAUACACCUGGCUUCAAAUAAACUCAUUUACACCCCUUUCAAAGAUACAACAUUUAUCUAAAGUUACUUAUUGGCUGAGAAGUAUGAAUAUAAUGUACUGUGCUUCAACUUCAAAAGUUUACUGAACCCGUGGCAAGAAACAGAAUUGACGAGAUGUACGAGGGUGAGAUGGACUCCGAUAAAGAAGAGGAUCUCCUUCAAACAUGGCUCGGAGAACUAGAUACUUUAAAGAGGGGUUUGGUUGGAGGAGAGUCCGGAUCAAGGAUAGAGAUGAGGAGAAGGGAGGAGAACAGACGAUCCCUGAUACAGAUGGAUCCGAACCAGGACGAGGAGUUAGAUAAGAUCCUAGGGGAGCUGAGCGAGCUGGAGAAUCAGUUUUCCAGGGAGAUCGUAGAGAAGUCAAACACAAACACUAACAGUAGGAUGGAAAGUAGUCUUGUGAGCAGAGUUUCUACCGGACCUAGAAACUGUUCUCCAGAUACAGAUUCAGCAUUCUGUGACAACCUAUCCGUCCUCUCUAGCUGCUCCGCUAGUAGCAGCACUGAUAAGAAGAGUAGUGGGGUGAGCAGCGAAGGGAGCAGCGCAGACGAGGAUGCUAGGAUAAAGGCAGAGAAGAUUAAGAUCGCCAUUGAGAAGAUUAAAGAAGCAUCUGUGAAGAAGUUGUUUAUCAAGGUGUUUACUAGUGAUGGUUCAGCUAAGAGUCUCUUGGUGGAUGAGAAGAUGAACGUUGCUCAGGUGACCAGGAUGUUAGCGGAGAAAAACCACGUGGCCCUGGACCCUAAAUGGGCCCUAGUUGAGCUGGUCCCUGACCUAUAUAUGGAGCGGGUGUAUGAGGACCAGGAGUCCUUGGUUGAAAACUGUCUCCUCUGGAAGGUUGACUCCAAGAACACUCUGUGGUUCAUUGAACGCCCGGAGAAGUUUGACCUGUUUAUGAGACCUGAAAUCUAUCUUCUAGGGGAUACGUCCUCGGAGAAGAACGAUCCUAUGGAAGAGCACUGUCGCCAGGAACUAGUGGAGGAAUACUUCUCUGUGGCUGGAGUUGGCGCCCCUCAGGUUGAAGGGUUUGCUUGGCUCAAGGCUGAAAAUAAAAAGUCUUGGAAGAAAUUUUAUUUCGUACUUCGAACAUCUGGACUGUACUACUCCCCUAAAGGGAAGAAGAACUCUAAAGACCUAUUAUGUUUGUGCACUUUUGACGUGAAUCAAGUAUAUUACGGAGUUGGCUGGAAACGAAAAUUUAAAGCUCCGACAGAUUUUUGUUUUGGCAUAAAACACCCACAAAUACAAGCUAAAAAUCCAAAAUACAUCAGAUAUUUGUGCGUAGACACGCAAAAAGAGCUCCACCAAUGGGUGACUGGAAUUAGAAUUGCCAAAAAUGGACAAAGCUUGCAUGAAAACUAUCGAACCCUAGUAGACGAAAUCACGCACGCAGAUCUAGAUAUUUUGGUUGGAAAACGAGGUUCUGUGAACUCCGCAGUUUGUCUCGCAAACUCCGGCAAAGCUGAGAGCUGUGCAACAAAUCUAAAUCUACACAGCCCAAUCUUGACUCCGAUGUCGGAAAAUAAAAGUUUUGAUUCCGUUCUGUCCAGCGGGAUUCGAUCUGAGUUCUUUAAGGAAGAACCUCUCUCCAGUGCAUGUGAUCUAGCCAGGUUUGAUUUAAGAGUAAAUGAAACCAGUACCCCGUUACCCGGAGCAUCAAUUCUCAAGAGAACAUCAAAAUCUUCGUCUAGUCUCAGUGAUAAAUCUAGCGUUGAGCAGGGGUUUGAAAGCGAUCAUCCUGCCGGAGGAACAAUAAAAAAGCGUCCUCCAACCUGCGCUGGAACUCCGUCUGAUCUCUUCUCGUUCGAAAGAAGCGAUCUUAAUUCCGGAUCCAACCAUUCAAACAUUAGACUCGGAGCAGGCGGAACCUUACUCCGGAGAUCAAACUCAGCUGAGAGAAUAAACAGUGGAAGAAACUACGAGGAGCUCCAGCAACUACUGGAUGAACUCCACACAAACGUGAAACAGGCCAAAGAUAUUCAGGCGAAGAUCAAGAACUCUAUCCGAUCUAACGAUGAGAUAUCUGAGUUUCCUCCUCCUCCUGGUUUAGAAACCCCUCCUCCUCCUCCUCCCAGAACCAGCAGCAGAUUGAGUAUAGACGAGGAUAUUCUUCCUCCUCCCCCACCUGAACUCCAAACAUGUUUAUCGUUUGAAACCACGAGCACCCUAGGCCGGAGAAAACUUCCUCCGAUAGCUCCGAAACCCAAUCUGAGCCGGAUGCCAAGCUCUCCUAAGUUCAAACCUACCUACGGAACUUUACCCAAUCCUGGGAAAAAAUCUUCUAAACAUAAUGAACUCAGGUUCAGCGGAUCAGGACGAAGAAUAUCUUUUGAUGAUAAUAUUCAACUAAUCGACGACGGAGUUCCUGGGAACUCUUGUGUUCCCAGCCAGGAGUCUCCGAUCUCACCACGGUUCCUGCAAGGAUUGGAACAGGUGGUUUCUAGACUCCCACCACCUUCUCCAUCUCCUCUUCGUGGAACCUUCCUCCCUCCUCCUUCUCCAUCCUCAAACCCCCCUGAACCUCUGUACUCUGCUGUGAAGAAGCCAGGUCGAACGAACAAUCUUGAUUUUAGACAACCCAGAUCAUCUAGUUCAAGUCCAUGCCAGAGAAAAGGAUUCUCCAGUGGAGUAGGUGUACCUAGAGCACUUGGUUCUAGUCCUAAUCAGUCUCAGGUUUGCUGCGUUGGUUCUGUGAAAUGCAAGAGUUCAGGAGAUUCUUCCCCCGAGGAGACACGGUAUACAAAUACAUACAGAAACUGGAGAGAAGGAGAGGUUGGAGAUUACUGGAGUAUUGAUAAUUCAGGGUAUGCUCGGAGUACUGAAGUAAACUCAGGGUAUAUCAGUAGUACGUCAGAACAACCAACCCGUCCUAGCGAUGAUAUACAAACCCGGUUGAGUAGUUCUCCUUUAUCUUCUAAACUAUGGAGUUCUAAUUCCUCUACUAGUGGAUCCUCUAAACCCUGGGGGUCUGGUUCCUCUACUAGUGGAUCCUCUAAACCCUGGGGGUCUGGUACUCCUCCUAUAAGCACUCCAUCUAAGCUCUGGGGAUCCUUGAGAGGAAAAAAGAGCACGCCAACACUAGACAAGCAGACCUUUAGUCCAUAUCUGAAAACGAUGUCAUGAAAAUCCACAACAUUCCAGAUUUUCCUAGAUAUUCCAAGGAAAAAUGAUGAUUAGCAAAGCAAACCAAAACUACGAAUAUUCUUGUGAUUUUAGGAGAUAAAGACGACAUAUUAAACACAAUGUUAACUGUGAACUAACAGCUGUAUAGAAUACUAUAUUACAACAAUCAUUUAUUUUACAAUGCUUAUUAGAGCAUAUUUUCUUGCUGCAUUGUUUCAACUUAAUGAAUAAAAAAAAAUAUCAUGA
This is a messenger RNA of Eurytemora carolleeae, 3458 nucleotides long. Its product is annotated as abnormal cell migration protein 10. Gene Ontology annotation, biological process: signal transduction. The record is from RefSeq and is a predicted model, not a curated record. NCBI's taxonomy places the organism in Eukaryota, Metazoa, Arthropoda, Copepoda, Calanoida, Temoridae. The transcript has 8 exons. Bases 207 to 3212 code for a protein of 1001 amino acids.